This is a messenger RNA of Scatophagus argus, 10472 nucleotides long. RefSeq names its product misshapen-like kinase 1 (gene mink1). The record is from RefSeq and is a predicted model, not a curated record. Bases 1318 to 5193 code for a protein of 1291 amino acids. Lineage: Eukaryota; Metazoa; Chordata; Actinopteri; Scatophagidae. The transcript is spliced from 31 exons. Gene Ontology annotation, biological process: protein phosphorylation. Gene Ontology annotation, molecular function: protein kinase activity; ATP binding.
UAGCCAUUCAAGGGGCGAAAACACUUGAGGAGUGUUAUGUGCAGCCAAUCGUUAGCACAACCCCGCAAGACUACAACAAGGCUGGAAGUGGGAGGGAGGACUCGGGAAGCAAAACAUGGCGAAAUAACAAGUUUGGCUGUUAGCUGCAGUUUGAAAUUGCACCUUACCUAAAGUGUUGGACUACGGUUUCAAGUUCAUAAAAUUUGGAGGCUGGAGAAUGAAUGCAACGCUUAACUUUAAAUAGUCGAGGGCCCGAGCUUACAAGUAUUACGGUGGCUGGUGAGAACAUAGUGCCUGCCUGUCUGCCUGUGUUUUCCCCGGAAGGUUGGCAGUGCUAGGCGCGACUGUCAACACAGAAAAUGGAUGAAGACGGAAAGUUUCUUCUGGAAAAGACUAUUUAGCCUGCUAGCUUAGCUACGUUUGCUAACCAGUUAACGUAGAUCACGCGCACCUGACUGGGUGUUCGGAAUAUCGUGCGCUCUUACCGAUAUUGAGGAUUAUUAAAGUCGUGUUAACAAGUUUGACAACUGCAGUCACAAAGAAUCGUAUUUCCAACGAAACAGUUAUUUUCAUUUUCCGUACUUAUUCUGCAGUAAUAAUCUGGAAGGACAUAUAUUUAAGGCAAAUAAUGACCGCCUGACGGUUGGUUCUGGUGCGGUGCGGACGGACCCGGACGCCAUCACAUCAGACGUUGCGUUCUCUUAAAAACAACCCUUGCUUUGCUAAGCCGUAAAUGUUAUUUAUACUUUAUCGGCGUUACAAGGAAUGUUUCAGUGGCACACCAGACAUAUCUGGGAGUUUUUUCUGCGACAAGCAACGUUUUAUUAAUAUAACAUUUGCUGGGAUGUUGUACAGCAGCAAAGACGCGGCGUCUUGUCAAAAUGAACGCAGCAAGGUGUUCAACAACAGUGAAGGUGCAUCGCAUUGAAAACCUGUCAGUUGCUAGAAUGGUACCGAUGGUCGGCUAACGGUGACAUUGCCAGUUUGUUGAAAUCUCUUAUUUUAAGUUGAAUGUGUUUUGUGUCGGGCAUUGCAACCAGCAUUUCUGGAAAACAACUGCGGAUACCAUAGCUGUCGGCCAGAGUUGACGUGAGCUAGCCAGCUGGGUGCGUCUGUGGCAGCUCUAUCUGCGAUGUUUUUGUCAAUCUAAGUGUUACCGCGUUGUUCCGCAACAGUUUUAACACACUGAGCACCCAGUUUGCUUUAUUUUCUAUAUAGAUAAGCCAGUUCAAGCUCGUUAUAACAACACCUUUCCCCAAGUAGUUCUUAUCUUGUAACUGGCUAACUUGUUAGCUAACGUUUCAAGUUUCGCCAGCUAUGUCUGAAAACGCCCCCACACGAAGCCUGGAUGACAUAGACCUCGCAGCUCUGAGGGAUCCAGCAGGAAUCUUUGAGCUGGUCGAGGUCGUUGGCAAUGGGACAUAUGGGCAGGUAUACAAGGGCCGUCACGUGAAGACGGGCCAGCUUGCUGCCAUCAAAGUCAUGGAUGUUACGGAGGAGGAGGAAGAGGAGAUCAAAGCAGAAAUCAACAUGCUGAAAAAAUACAGCCACCAUCGCAACAUAGCCACAUACUAUGGUGCCUUUGUUAAGAAGAGUCCACCAGGACAUGAUGACCAACUUUGGCUGGUGAUGGAGUUUUGUGGUGCGGGAUCAGUGACAGACCUGGUGAAAAACACUAAGGGCAGCUCUCUAAAAGAGGACUGGAUUGCUUACAUCUGCAGAGAGAUCCUAAGGGGCCUUUCUCACCUACAUGCCCAUAAAGUUAUCCACAGAGAUAUCAAGGGCCAGAAUGUGCUGCUGACAGAGAAUGCAGAGGUCAAACUUGUUGACUUUGGGGUGAGUGCUCAGUUGGACAGGACUGUUGGCCGUAGGAACACCUUCAUCGGCACACCUUACUGGAUGGCACCUGAGGUUAUUGCCUGUGAUGAGAAUCCUGACUCCACCUACGACUACAGGAGUGAUAUCUGGUCCUUGGGGAUCACAGCCAUUGAGAUGGCAGAAGGAGCUCCACCCUUGUGUGACAUGCACCCGAUGAGGGCCCUCUUCCUGAUUCCCAGGAAUCCCCCUCCAAAACUUAAGUCCAAAAAAUGGUCCAAGAAAUUCAUUGACUUUAUAGAGGGCUGCCUUGUGAAGACAUAUCCCAGCCGACCAUCCACAGAACAGCUGCUCAAGCACUCCUUUAUCAGAGACCAGCCCACCGAGCGCCAAGUCCGAAUCCAGCUCAAAGACCAUAUUGACCGUACACGCAAGAAAAGGGGAGAGAAGGAAGAGACAGAGUAUGAGUACAGUGGUAGCGAUGAAGAAGAUGAAAAUCGUGGCGAUGACCGAGAGUCAAGUUCAAUCCUCAAUGUCCCUGGUGAGUCCACCCUGAGGCGGGACUUCCAGCGUCUGCAGCAGGAGAACAAAGAGCGCUCGGAGGCUCACAAGAGGCAGCAGGCCCAACUGGCUGCUCAGCGCAGGGACCCUGAGGAACACAAGAGACAACUGUUGCAUGACCGGCAGAAACGCAUUGAAGAACAGAAGGAACAGCGUCGGCGACUUGAAGAGCAACAGAGAAAAGAGCGAGAGAUGGUGAGGCAGCAAGAAAAAGGUCCCCAUCGGAGACUUGACGAUAUGAGACGAGAGGAAGAUAGAAGGUUGGCUGAGAGAGAGCAGGAGUUUAUCAGGCAUAAGUUAGAAGAAGAGCAGCGCCAGUUAGAAAUUCUUCAGCAGCAGUUGCUUCAGGAGCAAGCACUGCUUAUGGAGUAUAAGCGCAAGCAGCUAGAGGAACAACGUCAGUCAGAGCGGCUGCAGAGGCAGCUACAGCAGGAACAUGCCUACCUGGUGUCUCUGCAGCAGCAACAAGAAAAGAAGCCCCAGCUCUACCACUAUAACAAAAACUUGGAGCCAAACAACAAACCUACUUGGGCCCGUGAGGUGGAAGAGCGAAGUAAACUCAACAGACAGGGCUCACCCAAAAUCUGCACUACGGUCUCCGACACUGCCAUCCAGUCGCGCUCUGACUCAAUCAGCCAAUCAGGAGUGGUCCAGUCUGCUCAGACCCCACCCAUGCAAAGGCCUGUUGAACCCCAAGGAGGCCAAGGAAAGUUCCAGAUGGCUCACUUGGUUCCACUGAAGCCUUAUGCUGCCCCUGUCCCUCGCUCUCAGUCCCUCUGUGACCAGCCCACUAAGACCAUGUCCGCCUUCCCCACCCAGGAUCCCUCCCUUACCCCCACACCCCGCCCCAUGCACUCUAGAGAGCUGGUGCGUCAAAACUCAGACCCCACAUCUGAAACCCCGGCACCACAGGCACACCAAAUCAGAGAGGAUCGUGGCCCUUGGAUCCGCCUGCCAGAUGUGGAACUCCCACCCAAGAUUCCCCAGAGGACAGCUUCUAUUGCCACAGCUCUCAACACCAACCUCACCUCUGGCAUAAGACAUCCAGUAAGAGCCAGCAAUCCAGAUCUCAGCCGCAAUGAUCGCUGGGAGAGAGGAGACAGUAUGAGCAUCAUAUCCAAUCUGCCCCAGACUGGCUCUCUAGAGAGGCAUCGCAUCCUCAGUUCCUCCAAAAUGGAUUCGCCCAUUCUCUCCCAUGAUAGUCGUCACAAGCCAGGGGAGUCUCGCACCUCCUCUCGCCCUGGGCGCCCUGCUGAUCAUGGACUCUUUGCCAAGGAGCGCGCUGAGGAGCAGCCGAGGCCUCCUGUCAAGGCCAAUGAUUACUCUUCCUCUUCGGAGAGCAGCGAGAGCAGUGAGGAGAGCGAGAGUGGCGAGGGAGCAGAGGAGGAAGAAAGCCCCACAGAUCGUCACAGGGAUGCAGACACUGACUCAGUCAACACCAUGGUGGUUCAUGAAGAUGAAGGCGAGGGGGGAGAGGCAGAGCAAGCUGGAGGCUACGGAGAUCAGACCAUGCUGGUGCAGAGAACCCCAGAGAAGCGGAGCCAUAAUGGGUACACUAACUUGCCAGAUGUGGUUCAGCCCUCCCACUCUCCCACUGAUUCAGCUACUCACUCUUCCCCUGGGAAGGACUCUGUUUAUGAUUAUCAGUCCAGAGGUUUGGUUAAAGCAUCUGGCAAGUCAUCCUUCACCACCUUUGUGGAUCUGGGCAUGUACCAGUCACCAGGAGGUCCAGAGGAUAACAUGUCAGUCACUGGCUCCAGGUUUGAGCAGCUCAAGAUGGAGGUGAGGAAAGGUUCCAUGGUGAAUGUCAAUCCCACCAACACACGUCCCCCCAAUGAUACACCUGAGAUCCGCAAGUACAAGAAGAGGUUCAACUCUGAGAUCCUAUGUGCAGCACUCUGGGGUGUGAACCUCUUGGUGGGCACAGAGAAUGGUUUGAAGCUGCUGGACCGCAGUGGUCAGGGCAAGGUUUACCCCCUCAUCAACUCCCGCAGGUUCCAACAGAUGGACGUCCUGGAGGGUCUGAACCUGCUCAUCACCAUAUCAGGCAAGAAAAACAAGGUGCGUGUCUACUACCUGGCCUGGCUCAGGAACAAGAUCCUCCACAAUGACCCCGAGGUGGAGAAGAAGCAAGGCUGGACCACUGUGGGGGAGAUGGAGGGCUGUGUGCACUACAAAGUUGUGAAAUAUGAGAGGAUAAAGUUCCUAGUGAUUGCUUUGAAGAAUGCUGUGGAAGUCUAUGCUUGGGCACCGAAACCUUAUCACAAAUUCAUGGCCUUCAAGUCUUUUGCAGACCUGCCACACAGGCCUGUCCUGGUCGACCUGACAGUGGAGGAGGGUCAGAGGUUGAAGGUCAUCUACGGUUCGUGUGCUGGAUUUCAUGCCAUUGACGUGGACUCCGGAAACAACUAUGACAUUUAUAUCCCCGUUCAUAUCCAGAGCCAUGUGACACCUCAUGCAAUUGUGUUCCUGCCCAGCUCAGAUGGCAUGGAGAUGCUUCUGUGCUAUGAGGAUGAAGGUGUCUACGUCAACACCUACGGACGCAUCAUCAAGGACGUGGUCCUGCAGUGGGGCGAGAUGCCCACAUCUGUUGCUCAUAUCUGCUCAAAUCAGAUCAUGGGAUGGGGAGAAAAGGCCAUCGAGAUUCGUUCUGUGGAGACUGGCCACCUGGAUGGUGUCUUCAUGCACAAAAGAGCUCAGAGACUGAAGUUCCUUUGUGAGAGAAAUGACAAGGUUUUCUUUGCAUCAGUGCGCUCUGGAGGCAGCAGUCAGGUGUACUUCAUGACCUUGAACAGGAACUGCAUCAUGAACUGGUGAAGGAACAGCUGCUCUGGUCAGUGUGUAGAACCCAGCAGGGUUUGGAGAAUGAAGUGCAUCUGAAAUUCUUACAAAACGCAUGCACUCAGAUGUGAACAGCUCCCUGUCUCUCUUACUCACGCUCCAAGACACACACACACACACACACACACACACACACACACACACACACACACACACACACAAACUAUCACAGACAAACACACAUACAAAAACAAUCUCUAAAUCCAAUCCAUUCCAGCCCACACUCCCUAACUCACAGUUUCUAUCAAGGCCCCCCUGAUAUGUUCUCCCUUGAAUCACUGAUGAGCUUCAAAUGUUAAUACCGUUUAUUAAUUUGUACUGUAUAUAUUCUUGUCUUGAUUUACUUUACUUGGUGGACCUGUGUUCAGUCGUGACAAUUUAGUUUCUGAUCGUGAAGUAUGUUAUAAACAUUCCUUGAUGGUUCUACAAUAGGUUUUGAAGAAGGCAUUAUUUACCUAUACUGUAUGUUGAAAUGAAGCUGUAAAUAGGUAGCAUUUAGAAUCAUUUGCAGGCCUCUCACAUAGCCUCCAUUCAGUGUGUUGCCUCUGGACACACGGACAUCAAAUAAUAAAAUGCUGGAAUGUCCAUCUGCAGUGGGCCCCACCCCACUCCCAAACUCCUCCCCAUUAUUUUGGGACUCGCACAAUUUCAGGGAGGCUUAAAAGAAAGAUUUAGUACAUUACAAAGGGACACUGAAGUCAGGACAAAGUAGCUUGUUCAAAUAUUUUCAGUUAUCUGUAGUAGACCGAAACCUGAAGUCCUGCUUUCACUAACUUUUUUUCUGGCGUCAGUGGCAGAUGUUGUUGCCAUUCUCUUAAUCAUGGCAAGUAGCCUUGAUUGCUUCAAAAGCAAAAUAAAUUUCAGUCUGAAAACAAAUAAAUAAUGAAAACCAAUCGGAGGUCUCAUUAAUGUCCAGUACACAUAAUCAGUACUGUGAAAUCCUGCUUUGCCUUGUUUUUUCUAUGGUUUAAGUGAAACCAUCAGGCUUGUAUCUAAACUUUUUGUUUUCAUAGAUUUACAAAAUACAAAAAAUUUGUUAUUUAUAUGUAGUGAUUCUGUAUCGGUAUUAGCCUACUGGUAUCCUUAAUUUUACUGUAAUUAUAUUGCUAUUAUACUGCAAUAUAUGCUAUUCUCGUGGAGUCUUUGUUCUAAGAGGGGAGUUGAGUAUUUGGCUGGUAGUGUCAGGGAGUAUGAUGACAACGUUAUGAGGAUGUGAGAACGUAGAAGGAGGGCCUCUCUGAGAUUAUAGUGAUUAAGGGAGAUCACUUUUGGGGGGCUUUCAGCCUCCUACUGCAGUGAUCUACUCUACUGUAUUAUAUUUCAGUUCUUAGGUUUUUUCACUGGUGUGGAUCUUUUUUGUGAGAAGUGUUUGUCCAUGGGAUUGGAACAGCUCAUAGUGGGGAACAGUUCAUAUUUGUCUUAGACCAGUGGAAAAAUUUAAUGGAAAAUGACUCUGCAAUACCACAGAAGGCUCCAUCUCAUCAGGCACUUUGAAGAAAACGCUGGAAAACAUGAGACUUAAUAUAUUUUAUAUCUCUACAUUCUGCCAAAGUUCACAGUAUAUUCUGCAACGGAGGUAUUAAUUAAGUCCAAAGGGCAAUGGAGCUUAAAUGGUGAUGGUAUAGAGAUUUGACAAACUUUCCCCAUAGAUCACUAACCAAUGUUCCUUUCACAUCCAGAAAAAUCAGCUGACAUCUCACCAAUACUGCGGUAUCGUGCUCUAUUAGCUGCGUGGGAUAUUUCCUUUAGAUCUUCAGUCUGUGUUUGUUAGUAGUGCACAUGUUUUUCUCCUUUUAGGGGAAUUUACUGUCUGCUUUGUUUAGGAGGCUGCAUGUAGGAGAUACUACGUGCUGUCAGACACCAGGCAGUGUCAGGCAGCUUCAAGAAGUAGCUCUGAUUAUCUGUCAGCAGUGUGUAGGUCAACAGCUGAUUCAGUCACAUACGGCAACAUCGACAGGUUUGCUAUUCACACGUGGACAUUUUAAAUUCCAGCAACUUCAAAGUUCUUUGCUCCUGUCAUGCAUCUUGUCAGCAUGAAAUGGUAAGGGAAAUUUGGAACUUUUUCAGUAAGUUAAUUCAUCUACUUAGAAGAAAAAGCUGACAUGUUGAUGUUAAGAGACUCUAGUUGUAUUUUUUUUUUUUUUUUUGUGCAAACUGCAAAUAUGGAAAGCUUUUAUUUAUUAUGAAAGGAAUCUUGGCUUGUGAUCAAUGGGAUGAUCUGCUAAAAAUCACUUUUUAAGUUAACGCGGUAUAUUUUAUACUGUCAAAAAGAAAGCUAUUAAAAAUACAGUAUAUGGUCAGGGCAAAGAGCGUGUAAUUAAAGAUUAUAUAAAUAGAUGGUUAAUUUUAUGGUGAGAUUAUAAUACAGACUGUAAAUGGGCAUGGAAAGCACUUUCAGUAAACGUACAUUUACAGAUAUAUCUUGAGCAGAUACUUUGGUGUGCAUGUAAGCCAUUGAAAUAGAGUAUAUAGUACUGUAUCAAAGUUUUUUUCCCCUCUAGUGAAUGUGUUUUUAUUCUUAAAUAUCUGUUGUGUGCCAUGACCUACAUUUCAAAUGUCACAAUUACAGUCCACAAGGAGCUCUGGCACUCAUGCUUUUUACGGUCAAUUUUUUUUUUUUUUUUUUUUAUCAAUCUGCCAUGUUUACAGUUUAAGCAGUGCCUUGGAGUUGGGAAGGCGAGAGGUUUAUGGAUGCGUUUUGAGCCCCCCACCCCCUACUUGUCUCUUUCUUGAAAUCUCAUUAAGAAGAGGCACAACUAUAUUUGCUCCCAUUUUAUGAUUUAUGUCCUGUGCCAGUUAAGUGCACUUAAGUCAAAUCCAGAAUAUCCUGUAGAUGGACUUGAAAUGCUUUUUUGGCACUUAUAUAACCUGGAAUGAUCCAACAGACGCUAAUCCCUUCAGAAGGUUGCAAUAACAAAUAAGUUAUUACAUGUCCAAUUAAUUCAAUGUAACAUGUAAAGGAUCCACUGACAGUGGAGGCCAGCGUAGAGAAAAGCCAUACGUUUGAAAUGUGUGUGUAGAAAAAACUUAGUACAGGUCUGUGAUGUAGGGUCUUGCAGCAAAAAUGAGACGAGCUCUUAUUCUUUAAUGAUGUCGAUUGUGUGAUCUUGUAGUGGGGAAAAUAGCUUGGUAUAUUCUGAGAAGCCUAUUUUAUAACAUAUGUAAAUUAGUCUAUAUUGAGAAAUAAAAGUGAAUGUAGAUCUAUAAGACAGAUUUGUAUUUAUAUAAAAAUGUGUACCGCUCUAUUAAUCAAAGCACAAUGUAUUUUAAGGCAAAGAGAUCAAAGCUAUGAGUGUAACAGAGAGGUGGAGGUUUCUUUCUUCAUUCGCUCAGUAAUUAUACCACUCAUCAGUAUGUAAUCAGUCUAAGUCAUUGGUUAUAGUGAAUCGAGUAGUCCGCCGAAACAGCUGUCUGUCAUUAGACAGUGUCAGUUAGUGCAACUUUUCAGUGAUCUAGACAGAAACAUAAUGUCUGUCUUGCUGUUCCCAUAACAGUCAACUGUGGCUAUGAUUCAGACACUUGUGGUGACUCACACAGAUUGCGUUUGAUCUGACCUUGGUUGAAGAUUGCCUACGUGCGUUUGACAGGCUGUUAAUAUGCUCAGGUGACGACAGGGAUCAUCACACAGGUGGUGUGGCACUGAUGUUAGUGGCCCUUGUGAGGUUAUUGGCUCUUGGCAUUAGGCUUGUGUGCAUCUAUUUAUAAGUGACAGCUACAAAAUGUAAAGACAGUUAGUCAGCUAUCGUUUUGUUUUUGUCACCACCAUGUUAACUCUGUAACAUGGUUAGACUCACAAUGGGCAAACACACACAAAAACCGGCUCCUACGCACAAUGCAACUCAACUGCUGAUGGCAUUCAUUUGAGAGAUUAGUUUCUAGCACAAAUCAGGAACGGGUUACAGAGGUGCGCACUUCUUUGUAACUCCACACUAAAUUUUUUGUUGUCUUUAUCUCUAAUCAAAGAUGGCUAAAGUGAGGUUUUAUACUGCUGUUUUUUUCCCCAUAUCCAGUAGUUCACCCCAACACCUAUAAACUUUGAUGAGCAAAAUCAGUGGAGUACACAGGAGAUUAUUACAUCGAAUAAAAAAUACUGUAACUUCAUAUUUAUGCACUCAUCCUUACUGAUUUGUGUCGACAGUUGCUGAUAUCAGUGCUUGUAGAUUUGACUUGAUAAGAACAGAUGUGUGUAUUAGAAGAACACCCUCCUUUUACUAAUUUAAUAAAAUUGAUCUCAAAGCCUCUCUGCUUCUAUUUUUUGGGUGCGGAAGUACAGAAAGUCAUCAACUUGGUUGAGGCAGUCAUUUCCAAAUAUUAAGCUUUAAUUAUUUAAUUUAAUGCAGCACACAUUCUUAUCAUAGGUUGUUUGUAGCACUGAAGAGUAGUUUUGGUUGUUGAUUUCCCCCAAAAGUACCUUAAGAUGUCAAAGUCCAAUUUUGUUUUGUGCCAAGAGCCAUUCAAGUGCAUGAACCUCACAACUCCUUAGUUGUAAGACAACUUUGUGUCUUGUGCCAGAAACAUGAACACGUUUGUUGGCUUAAUUCAUGUAACUCGGCACAAAGAUUGUCAUCAGAAAAAAUGGGGCACCACCGAGUUUUAGGUGUAGCGCUGAAGGUGUUUCAGAAGCAAUACAAGCAUUUGAAUAAGUCAAAACCGUGGCUGUCCACCUUAGUGGGACUUGCAGGAGGAGAUUCUUCAGUGGCCUUCAGCGGGCUGAAUGUAGGCUGGUUUGUGUGUCGCUUGUUCGAGAAGUUGUUCUGUACCCUUUUGUUUGUAAUCCCAAGAAAUAACUGCUUCUCUCUGUCAGUUUAACACACUCGCCUGUUGGGAUGCUUGUUCUCGUUUUGCUGUAAUGAAAUCCCAGAAACUGCCUUUAUGAACUAUCGAUAAAUGGAUGUUAAAUAAUAAUUUGACGAGGCACUCCUCUCUUUUAGCUUACAUGUCUAAUCUGAUGUAUGUGUGGAAUAGCAGCUGGUACUGGGAGUGAGGCAGAUCAAACUUGGGGAGCUCUAAAACGACAUGGAUCUUUGGUCAGAACUACAAUAUCUAUUAUUCUUUUUCAAUAACUUUUUUUUUUUUAAAGACGGUAAACAUCUUUGCAAUGUUUUAGUGUGUGUGCGGGCGUCUGUGUUACUUGUGAGAGGUUAACUCCAGAUUGUAUUUCAUAGACUGAUAAACUUUAAACUUUCAAAAGAUUGUGUUGAAUGAAUUCAUGUCUUAAUACAGAAUUGUUUGAAAAAUAAAAUACCUUGAUCUCA